CGAUGGUAAAUGGAAAACAGGAGCAUGUGGAAGCUGCCCUAGCUCAACAACUACCAUGAAAAUGGGGAUUGAACGAGUACUGAAGGAAAAAUUUGGAGAUACAGUCAAGGAUAUUCGCCAAGUGUAUGAUGAUGACCACACAAGUGAGACAACGGUAGAGGCGGUGAAUGGCCAUCUUGAUAUAUUGAGGCCAGCCAUAAAGAACUAUGGUGGGAAUGUGCAAGUAUUAUCUGUUGAGGGUGGCGAUUGCCUUGUAAAGUAUGUAGGGCCUGACUCCAUUGGAUCUGGAGUCAAAGCAGCAAUAAAGGAGAGGUUUCCAGACAAUACAAAUGUUGUGUUUACUGGUUAGGCUGCUGUCAAUCUUGGAAGCUCAGCGAAGUAGAUGACUGGAUUUUCGAAUAUUUUUCAUGAGGGGGAUAUAUUAAGCGCCACGAUAGAACUUCAAUUCCAAUGUCUCAGUGUAUUUAAUUAAAUUAAAUUCAAGUUUCUUCUAGAUACUGUUGCAAUUAAUUGAUCUUCUGUUGAUAAUUAAGAUUUUCUGAAAUAACAUAGUUUAGAAUUGUAGAACCAAAUUGGUAUUUGUACUUUAGUUUUGGUUUGAU
This is a messenger RNA of Camellia sinensis, 602 nucleotides long. Lineage: Eukaryota; Viridiplantae; Streptophyta; Magnoliopsida; Ericales; Theaceae. The record is from RefSeq and is a predicted model, not a curated record.